Molecule: messenger RNA, 531 nt
Organism: Aureobasidium namibiae CBS 147.97
Lineage: Eukaryota; Fungi; Ascomycota; Dothideomycetes; Dothideales; Saccotheciaceae
Exons: 1
Coding region: 1-531 (176 amino acids)
Source: RefSeq, a predicted model, not a curated record
AUGCUUUACCGCCCCUCCAACGAAACCUUCAUGAUAACCCGCAACGUAGCUCUCGGAUCCUCGAACGUCAACACCGACCCAGAAAUGGGCAAAUUACGCCUGUGGAACAUUUCCUCUACAGACUCUGCAGGAAACACCUCCUACUCCAUUCAAAGCCUUAACAUCCGCGCCUUUAUGGAUGGCAGUUUCUUCGAGGUAUACGUUAAUGAUGUGCUUACCAUCUCUACACACAUCUAUUACUGGUACAAAGAUUCCACUCGUAUGGGCUUCUACCUCCAGUUCCCCGAGACACUUCAGAACUCUACCUUGGAUACUGGCGUCAAGUUCUCGGGUGUGAAAGUCUGGGAGGGUGUGCCGAACGUCUUCCCUAAGCGUCCUACCAACCCCAAGGACUUGAUCGACAGUGGUGUAGGCUUUGUGCAGCCGCCUAUGAACCCUAAUGUGCCGCUAGCUUAUGAUGGUGUCGGUGCUCCUCCUUUACCUCCGGCUGAGAACUUGCCUUAUGGUAUUGAUUUAAGUACUGUAGAGUAA